Messenger RNA from Cylicocyclus nassatus, 1150 nucleotides. The record is from the annotation of a GenBank genome assembly. Lineage: Eukaryota; Metazoa; Nematoda; Chromadorea; Rhabditida; Strongylidae.
UUCAGCGCAAUUUGAAAGAAGUGGUCAUUUGUGAUCGUCUUGGGGCUGGGAUUGUGGCUGAGUGCAAAUAUAGGCAAACCGAUAAAAUAUUUUUAUAUUCUUCAACAUGAUAAAGGAAACGGUGAAGUCUCUAUUUGGACAUUAUCAGAACAGAAAUACACAAGCAGAGGACACCUACAAUUACAUAGAGGAUAGAACACUGCAUUCCUUGGACAAAAUUAACCGUACGGAGAGUAGAGCUACACGUGGCAGCGAUUCAUAUGAUCAUAUAGAAGAAGGAAUAUCGAAAUCUAACAACGCUGGUGCAUCUGACACUCAAAAGUCUCUUUCGGCUCUACUAAAAACUGAACCGCAACGGUCUGCAGUGUUUAUACAACUGAUACUCAUACAAAUUACACUGGUUCUGAUACUUUGUGCGAUCAUUGCUCUAAUUGUGAUGUUUUCUGUGCAUUUGUCAAAGAAGAGCGACAAUGCGAAAUCCACUACUGUCACCUCUUCUACUACUAAUGCCGCUACGAAGUCUACUGCUAUCACCUUUUCUACUACUGAAGCCAUUCAAACUUUUAUUUCCACUACCACUACCGUCAGUGAUACCCCUGCUACAUGGACGUCAGUAACAACAGGUUCUUAUGUGCCAUGGUGGAUCACUUCUGAGUGGCCCUGGCGCGAGUUUUCGAGAGCAGUGACUGCACGAAAUACCAAUUACCCAACCCUUACAAAUCGUACAUCUUUUACUACAAGCGAGGAAUACGCGUCGCAGAAAACAUCAGUGGCGCAGGUUAAAACUUCGAAACCGGUAUGGAAUGUUUCUACUAGGCGCCGCUCUUUACGCAAGCUGUCGAUGCGGAAUGCCAGUUAUGAAGAAAUAUUUCGACUGAAUCUGCUUCGCCACUUCCAUUUGCCACAAAACCAACAUCUGGUGGAACUCAUAGAAGAAUAGAAGGAGUGCGCGCAGUGCUUACAAAACUUGCUCACUAAUCGGUAUGACACAUGCAAAUGUGGGUUUGCUAUGAUUACUGUGCUCCAAAUUGCCAUACAUUCUCUUUACGUUGAAAAUGUUAGCUGAUUUGUGUGCGGAGUGUACCUAUGAUUGGCGAUAACUAUUGCAAUAUAAAGAUUAAGCAAUGAAUUCAAUAAACAUUACCAGUUC